AUGGAUGAAGAUUAUAAUCCCUUAUCAUGGAAUCAAUUUUUUGAUGACAAAAAAUUUGUAACAAUUAAUGAAACAGAUAAGUUUUGUACUUACUUAAAAGGUAACUCUGGGCCAGUAUUUUAUUUUAUUCAUGGUGCUGGACUUAGUAGUCUAACAUGGGCUGUUUUAACAAAUUCCCUUACAACAGCAAUGGAGUGUCGUAUUUUAGCUGUAGAUUUAAGGGGACAUGGAAUGACAACAACCUCAAAUGAUUUUGAUUUAUCUAAAGAAACAUUAAUUAAUGAUGUUUAUGAAGUAUAUAAUACAUUAUAUGGUGAAGAAAAGCCUAAGUUAAUAAUGAUUGGUCAUAGUCUUGGUGGGGCUAUUGCAAUUCAUUUAGGGGCUAAGAAUAUACUUCCAAAUUUACAAGCUUUAGGAGUAAUUGAUGUUGUUGAAGGAACAGCUCUUGCAUCUUUAACAACUAUGCGUUUAAUUCUAGAUAAAAGGCCAAAUUCUUUUUCAAGUGUAGAAUCCGCUAUUCAGUGGUGUAUAAAUACACAUGUAACAACAAAUUUAAUUUCUGCUAGAGUAUCAAUGCCCGAUCAAAUUAAAGAAGAGAAUGGAAAAUUUGUAUGGAGAGUAGACUUAUAUAAAAGUGAAAAAUAUUGGCAAGAAUGGUUUAAAGAUAUUUCAAAACAAUUUAUUUCAGUCCCUGGAGCCAAAAUUUUAAUUCUUGCUGGUACAGAUAGACUAGACAAAGAGUUAACAAUUGCACAAAUGGCUGGAAAAUUUCAAAUGGAAGUUAUUAAAAAAACAGGUCAUUUGGUACAUGAAGACAAUCCUGAAGAUGUAGCAAAUAUUUUUAUAAGGAUGAUGAAAAGAUAUAAGAUGGCAAAAAUACUUGAAGAAUAA
Molecule: messenger RNA, 891 nt
Organism: Strongyloides ratti
Lineage: Eukaryota; Metazoa; Nematoda; Chromadorea; Rhabditida; Strongyloididae
Product: Protein phosphatase methylesterase 1
Exons: 4
Coding region: 1-891 (296 amino acids)
Biological process (GO): protein demethylation
Molecular function (GO): protein methylesterase activity
Source: RefSeq, a predicted model, not a curated record